GAAAUCCACCUGCCUCUGCCUCCCGAGUGCUGGGAUUAAAGGUGCGCGCCACCACGCCGGGCCUAACUACUAAGUCUUAGUUUUUCCUCAUGACAUCAGGGUAAUAUUUACCUUCAGUUGUUUGGGGCCUUACAUGAGAACAGUAUGUGUAAAGUUCUUAGCAUAGCGCUUGGGUCAUUUACAAACACCAACUAUAAGGUAACAAAACAAUAGCGAUAGAGUUAGGGAUUUCUGUGCAUGCUGUGGCCAAGAGCAAGCCUCCUCUGCUGUUUUUCUGCAAGUUUUGAUGACUCCUCUUUUCCCUCUCCCUGAGUUUUUUUUUUUUUUUGGUCUUCGGGCACCAGCCCAAAUUCCAUCAUUCCUCCCCUGUAUUCCUCUCCCAAGAUCUGGGCCCCAGACUGAGGCUACUAGCUGUGUCCCAAUUUGACUUCCUCAUCUUAAAUCCAUUCUCCCCGACCCCCCCUCCCACCUAUUCUGUCCUGUAAUAGUAACUAGAAAGUCUGCCUCUGAGGGGGGGUCAGGGAAGGAGCAAGGUGCGGUCUCUCUCAGAACCUAGGCCUCCAAUUUACCCGCCCUAGCUCUUUGGUACCUGGCCAGCAACUGUGUACAGUCUGGUGAAGGGGAAAAGCCAAUGCGAGGAGCUUUUAAGACCCAGCUGAGGGAGGGCAAAAGCAAGUCCCGAAAAGAGAACCAGGCAUGGGGGCGGGGGAGGGGGACCCCUUCCUCCUAACCGUCUCUCCAGGAAUCUUUGGCUUUUGUACAGGACCGCUGUCGUUGGGUUGGGGGAGGCGCUACGGCUGUGUGCUUGUCCUGGGCCAUCGGCCAAAAGAACACGAUGUUCCCUAGUGCGCUGGCCGCCGCCCUCGGGGGCUGGCCGCCUCCCAAACCGCUGCCUCUCCAGCCUCCCUGCCCCACAUUCCCCGGCUGCCCCGCCCCGCCUCCUGCCUCCGCUUUGACGUCACCUCUCUCUCCCGCCCCCUCUUCUCCAUUGACGGCAGCAGAGCCUGGUUACUGUGGGGGAUUGUGAGGCCCGAUAACCUGGGCCUUGGGAUCGGGUGGAGGCUGUUUGGAGUGCUGAAAUCUUUUGUCUGUGUAAAUGACAGCUACGGAAGUGGGCGAGCAAUGGCUGUUUGGGUCAGAGGAAUCACACCUAAAUCCUUGAGAGCUGUGGAAAGAGAAAGGGGUCUGAAAAAAAAAAAGGAGAGCACUCGGUCACAACGCAGUCCGAGGUGGGGCAGGGGAGCAGCAGCGUUUUCAGGAGGAAGCUGAGCAUUCAUCCUCCCGUGUCUUUUGUUUUUUUGUGUUUUCCUGCUUCUGUUUUUCUGGGUUAUUUUAUAACACGUCUGUGUCCCAGCAUUUCUAUAGAACCCUGCCUCGCCGCCUCCUCCGAGGGAAACACCAUUGUUAAGGAAAGCUUUAGCCACGUGACAAUGAGGGGUGUGCACUUAACAGCUGAUUAUGUCAGCAGCUGCGUGGUGGCCUCUUCACUUGCCACCUACGUUUCCAGGGAAGCCUGAGAACUACUCGGCUCAGGCCUAGGAAAGGGGCCCGUGUCACUGCAGCUCUCCUGGACCCAGACUGGCAUGUUGCCCUCCCCCCCAUCAAGUCCCUAUUCUCUUUUUAUGAAUCAAUACUCUUCUUUUUAAAAUGUAAACAACGUUUACAUUUUUGUUGUUCCUCCUCUCCUCCAGAGGCUCCCUCUCCCCUACCUAUCCUUAAUAGAAAAAGAGCCGUCCUGUUUACCGAAGCUCUACUGUCAAGUCCUGACCCUGAGACUUACUUACUUACUGCUGAGAAUACAGUAAGAGACAGAUGGGCUUGCUGCUGGGUUCAUGAACCUUGGCUUUCGUUUUCUAAGCAGCAGGAAUAAAAUGCCCUGGCCACCCAUCCUUUUCUGCCUACCUCCGCAACUGCCCUCUCUGCUGCCCCUUUUGUAGUCCUGGCUUCCUGGCCCCCACUUUUGGGGCAGCCCUAAAUGUGGGUGGCUGCAUCCUCUGCACUAGUCACCAAGUAGGCUUCCUGGAGACCUUUUCUCUGAUUGGGUAUCGAAGCACCUGCUUUUGUUUCCUUUCACAGUAGCCAUUGGCUUUCGCUGUCCUUUGUUUUUUUUUUCUGUAUCCUUCCAUCACCCACUCACCCCUUAACGACACGUGGACCCUCAAUUGCCCUUCUCUCGGGAUCUGAAGGGUCAGAGGAAAGAGUUGAAUUCUUUAUGACAAGGCUGGGGCUCGCGAGGCCAGGGAAUGUCAGUCUAGGUUUUUCCUCUUCCUCUUCCCUUGGGUAGCAGACAUUUCAUUCAACUGGCACCAGGACAGGUGUCUUGUUCUGCCAAGCUUGUCAGUUUAGGAAGUAGGUUUCUCUUGUGCACCUCCUGUGGCCCAGGUAUCCGCCCUGAAAAGGGGUAGUUUCCCUCCCUCACUUCCCUUUCAUUAUUGACUGCGUGAGACAUCCUUAGCGCAUUGUCUGACUGAGCGGUGUCUGAGGCCCUUCAGCCCAGCACCAGCACCCAAGUCCACGUGCAAGGAUGUGUGUGACACAGCCCUGACCUCAGUGGGGGCCAGUAGCCAAUCAGAUGCCAGGAAGAGAUCCUUAGCCAUCCGGGGGCGGGGCCUGCGGCUCUUCGGGCAGAAGGCCAAUGAGGGGCAGGGCCUGGCAUUAUGCAACCCGCCUCCCAGCCUCGCGGAGCUUCUGGGUUGCGGGCCGAAACGGCAGGCGGCUGGAGGGCGCUCGUACGGCCAGGUGCCAGUGAUUAAAUUAGUCAGUCCUCAGAGACAGGCGUCCUACCUCCUUCAUCCAGACCUCAGGAGCCCCGUUGUGCACCCGUGGUGGCGUCUUCACCUUCCCCAUUUUGUCCUCCACUGUAUGGCCCAGACAUGAGUGGUCCCCUAGAAGGGGCCGAUGGGGGAGGAGACCCCAGGCCCGGAGAACCUUUUUGUCCUGGAGGAGUCCCAUCCCCUGGGGCCCCGCAGCACCGGCCUUGCCCAGGCCCCAGCCUGGCUGAUGACACUGAUGCAAACAGCAAUGGCUCAAGUGGCAAUGAAUCCAAUGGACACGAGUCCAGGGGUGCAUCUCAGCGGAGUUCUCAUAGCUCCUCUUCUGGCAAUGGCAAGGACUCAGCUCUGCUGGAGACCACUGAGAGCAGCAAGAGUACAAACUCACAGAGCCCAUCCCCACCCAGCAGCUCCAUUGCCUACAGCCUCCUGAGUGCGAGCUCAGAGCAGGACAACCCAUCUACCAGUGGCUGCAGCAGUGAACAGUCAGCUCGAGCCAGGACCCAGAAAGAACUCAUGACCGCACUUCGGGAGCUCAAACUUCGGCUGCCACCAGAGCGUCGGGGCAAGGGUCGCUCUGGGACCCUGGCCACUCUGCAGUACGCGCUGGCCUGUGUCAAGCAGGUGCAGGCUAACCAGGAAUAUUACCAGCAGUGGAGUCUGGAGGAGGGUGAGCCUUGUGCCAUGGACAUGUCUACUUACACCCUGGAGGAGUUGGAGCAUAUCACAUCCGAAUACACACUUCGAAACCAGGACACCUUCUCUGUGGCUGUGUCCUUCCUGACAGGCCGGAUUGUGUAUAUUUCGGAGCAGGCAGGUGUCCUGUUGCGCUGCAAACGGGAUGUGUUUCGGGGUGCCCGCUUCUCAGAGCUCCUGGCUCCCCAGGAUGUGGGUGUCUUCUAUGGCUCUACCACACCAUCUCGACUGCCCACCUGGGGCACUGGCACCUCUGCAGGUUCAGGCCUCCAGGACUUCACCCAAGAGAAGUCCGUCUUCUGCCGAAUCAGAGGAGGUCCUGACCGGGAUCCAGGGCCCCGGUACCAGCCAUUCCGCCUAACCCCAUAUGUGACCAAGAUUCGGGUCUCAGAUGGGGCCCCUGCACAGCCGUGCUGCCUACUCAUUGCAGAGCGCAUCCACUCUGGUUAUGAAGCUCCCCGGAUCCCUCCUGACAAGAGGAUCUUCACCACACGACACACACCAAGCUGCCUCUUCCAGGAUGUAGAUGAAAGGGCUGCCCCACUGCUGGGUUACCUUCCCCAGGAUCUCCUGGGGGCUCCGGUACUUCUCUUUCUACAUCCUGAGGACCGACCCCUCAUGCUGGCCAUUCAUAAGAAGAUACUGCAGCUGGCAGGCCAGCCCUUUGACCAUUCCCCUAUUCGCUUCUGUGCUCGGAACGGGGAAUAUGUCACCAUGGACACCAGCUGGGCCGGCUUUGUGCACCCCUGGAGCCGCAAGGUGGCUUUCGUGUUGGGCCGCCAUAAAGUGCGCACGGCACCCCUGAAUGAGGACGUGUUCACUCCCCCAGCCCCCAGCCCGGCUCCGUCCCUGGACUCUGAUAUCCAGGAGCUCUCAGAGCAGAUCCAUCGAUUGCUGCUGCAGCCUGUGCACAGCUCCAGCCCCACAGGGCUCUGUGGAGUUGGCCCUCUGAUGUCCCCUGGUCCUCUACACAGCCCUGGCUCCUCCAGUGAUAGCAAUGGCGGUGACGCUGAGGGGCCCGGGCCUCCUGCUCCAGUGACUUUCCAGCAGAUCUGUAAGGACGUGCACCUGGUAAAGCACCAGGGACAACAGCUCUUCAUUGAGUCUCGGGCCAAGCCUCCACCCCGGCCCCGCCUCCUUGCUACAGGUACAUUCAAAGCCAAAGUCCUCCCCUGCCAGUCCCCAAACCCCGAACUGGAGGUGGCCCCUGUUCCUGACCAAGCCUCAUUAGCAUUGGCCCCUGAGGAGCCAGAGAGGAAGGAAGCCUCUGGCUGUUCCUACCAGCAGAUCAACUGCCUGGACAGCAUCCUCAGGUAUUUGGAGAGCUGCAACAUCCCCAGUACAACCAAGCGUAAAUGUGCCUCCUCCUCCUCCUACACUGCCUCUUCGGCCUCUGACGACGACAAGCAGAGGACGGGUCCAGUUCCUGUGGGGGCCAAGAAAGAUCCGUCGUCAGCAGUGCUGUCUGGGGAGGGGGCAACUCCUCGGAAGGAGCCAGUGGUGGGAGGCACCCUGAGCCCGCUCGCCCUGGCCAAUAAGGCAGAGAGCGUGGUGUCCGUCACCAGUCAGUGUAGCUUCAGCUCUACCAUCGUCCAUGUGGGAGACAAGAAGCCCCCGGAGUCGGACAUCAUCAUGAUGGAAGACCUGCCUGGCCUGGCCCCUGGCCCAGCCCCCAGUCCGGCCCCCAGCCCCACAGUAGCCCCUGACCCAACCCCAGAUGCUUAUCGCCCAGUGGGUCUGACCAAGGCCGUGCUGUCCCUGCACACACAGAAGGAAGAGCAAGCCUUCCUCAACCGCUUCAGAGAUCUUGGCAGGCUUCGUGGACUUGACACCUCUUCUGUGGCCCCCUCAGCCCCUGGCUGCCACCAUGGCCCCAUUCCCCCUGGUCGCCGACACCACUGCCGAUCUAAAGCAAAGCGUUCCCGCCACCACCAGACCCCCCGGCCUGAAACUCCCUGCUAUGUCUCCCAUCCUUCACCUGUGCCCUCUUCUGGACCCUGGCCACCCCCACCAGCCACUACCCCCUUCCCAGCAGUGGUCCAGCCCUACCCACUCCCAGUAUUCUCCCCUCGAGGAGGACCCCAGCCGCUUCCCCCUGCCCCUACAUCUGUGUCCCCUGCUACCUUCCCUUCUCCUUUAGUGACCCCAAUGGUGGCCUUGGUGCUCCCUAACUAUCUAUUCCCUACCCCACCUAGUUAUCCAUAUGGGGUGUCCCAGGCCCCUGUUGAGGGACCACCCACGCCUGCUUCCCACUCGCCCUCUCCAUCACUGCCCCCACCACCUCCCAGCCCCCCCCACCGCCCAGACUCCCCACUGUUCAACUCAAGAUGCAGCUCCCCACUCCAGCUUAAUCUGCUGCAGCUUGAGGAGCCCCCCCGCACGGAGGGGGGUGCUGCCACAGGAGGCCCCGGAAGCAGUGCCGGGCCCCUGCCUCCCAGUGAGGAGACUGCUGAGCCAGAGGCCAGAUUGGUGGAGGUUACCGAGUCGUCCAAUCAGGAUGCACUUUCAGGCUCCAGCGACCUGCUGGAGCUACUGCUACAAGAAGACUCUCGCUCGGGCACAGGCUCCGCAGCCUCAGGCUCCCUGGGCUCUGGCCUGGGCUCUGGGUCUGGUUCGGGAUCCCACGAAGGGGGAAGCACCUCAGCCAGCAUCACCCGCAGCAGUCAGAGCAGCCAUACAAGCAAAUACUUCGGCAGCAUCGACUCUUCGGAGGCUGAAGCUGGGGCUGCUCAGGCCAGGGCUGAGCCUGGGGACCAGGUGAUUAAGUAUGUGCUCCAGGACCCCAUCUGGCUGCUCAUGGCCAACGCUGACCAGCACGUCAUGAUGACAUACCAGGUGCCGUCCAGGGAUGCAGCCUCUGUGCUGAAGCAAGACCGGGAGAGGCUCCGGGCCAUGCAGAAACAGCAGCCACGGUUCUCAGAGGACCAGAGGCGGGAACUGGGUGCUGUGCACUCCUGGGUCCGGAAAGGCCAGCUGCCUCGGGCCCUUGAUGUGACGGCUUGUGUGGACUGCGGUAGCAGCGUUCAAGAUCCUGGCCACUCUGAUGACCCACUCUUCUCUGAACUGGAUGGAUUAGGGCUGGAGCCCAUGGAAGAGGGUGGAGGCGAGGGUGGAGGGGGUGGUGGUGGCAGCGGUGGGGGUGGUGGGCGUGAUGGUGGUGAGGAGGCCCAGACCCAGGUUGGGGCUAAGGGUUCAAGCUCUCAGGACUCUGCCAUGGAGGAAGAAGAGCAAGGUGGGAGCUCAUCCAGUCCAGCUUUACCUGCAGAAGAAAAUGGCGCCAGCUAGACUCCACUUUGGGGCCACUUACAGCAGACAAAUGAGAGGCUUCCUUUCAACCAUGUUGGGGUUCUUAUAACUCAAGAUACAGCUGGACCAACCAAUAGGAAACUGCCCCAGCUUCUCCCAACAUAGGGGGCAGGACCCCCAUUACCAGCCCAAGGCUCAGGAACUGCCUCUAGCCUCUUAGCAGAGUGGAAAUUUUCAGCCCAAUUUGGAGGAUUGUCCACUCCCAUCCUGCUGAGGAGACAGACGGUUCUUUGGUUAAGGUUGCUGACAAGCUGCUGAAGUGGUCUCUCCAAAUCCCAGCUGAGCCUGAGUCCCAGUCGCAGGGUUGGGGCUGCACUUAUUUAUUUGGGGGAGACAGCUCACUCUCCCACCUCACCCCAAGAUGGGAGGAGGGGAGCCUGGGAUCUGUGUAGGAUCCAGGUCCGUGAACCCCUAGCUGCUCCAGGGUGGGGGAGGUUGGUGGACCAUGGAGUCCCUGGUGCUGCCCCUCAGGUGGGACCCAGGUGUUCUCAGCUCUACCCUCUACCAAUGACAUUUGUGUUUUUGAUAUUGUGUCUGUUAUUUUUUUUUUUUAAUACAAAAUGACAAAAUGAAAAACCAAAAA
Molecule: messenger RNA, 7356 nt
Organism: Mus pahari (shrew mouse)
Lineage: Eukaryota; Metazoa; Chordata; Mammalia; Rodentia; Muridae
Gene: Per1
Product: period circadian regulator 1
Exons: 23
Coding region: 2874-6752 (1292 amino acids)
Biological process (GO): entrainment of circadian clock by photoperiod; circadian regulation of gene expression; negative regulation of transcription by RNA polymerase II
Cellular component (GO): cytoplasm; nucleus
Molecular function (GO): transcription cis-regulatory region binding; transcription corepressor binding
Source: RefSeq, a predicted model, not a curated record